Coccidioides posadasii C735 delta SOWgp is the source of this 3156-nucleotide messenger RNA. The record is from RefSeq and is a predicted model, not a curated record. Lineage: Eukaryota; Fungi; Ascomycota; Eurotiomycetes; Onygenales; Onygenaceae.
AUGAAGUUUGGCCAGAACUUCCAUCGCCAUCAAAUUCGGGAAUGGGCCCCGUAUUAUGCCCGCUACAACCACAUCAAGGCUCUGAUCAAGGCAUCUCAGCCGGGAGGCAGCCCUAGCCAAGAAGAGAGCUAUGAGUAUCUCGAAAGUGAUAUUAAUGUCUUCAAAACGUUCCACCAGCUUCUAUACAGCUUUCUAGAACACCAGGAGAGAGCACUCUGCUCAACAUACGGUUUGCGAUUUCCAGUUUUGACAAUCCCGGACCUCGCAUCGUUGCAUGAAUGUGAACCCCGCCAUAUCCUUGAAUCCAUUCUCGAGCUUCAAGCGGAUUUAGCGAGGCUACAAUGGUACGAUAGAGUCAAUGGAGAAGCUUUGUCUAGACUGUGCGACAAGCUUGAGAAGAUCAACGGAGGCAAUAGCCCGAGGAGGCUGUUAGUGGAUGUCCAACCUACUUUUGACGCCCAGUGCAACAGUGAUGGCGAAAGAUUAAGAAGCUUGGAGAAAGAUAUCACUCGUUCUCUUCGUGACCGGAAGGCGCAGGCUCCUCUGCGAUCGCUCUUUCUCUCGAAAGCCAAGUUUCCCUUCGCAAUUUAUCCCGAACAUGUUCUCACAGCAAUUGUGGGCGAUCGGGAUACGGUCCUAUCAGAGCUCCUAGCCCAAUAUUCAACAAGAGAUCGCAUAGAGUAUUCUGAAAUGCUGGAGCUGUUGAUGCAGUUUUGCACAGUUUCUCAAUCUAGAAAGUGCUUUGAAAUAUUGAUCACUGAACUCGGGAGCAAAGGCCCCUUCAUGAUUAAUUCUGGAUUUCUAAACCGCUACAUAGCUAGCCUUGGUCGAGAGAGAAUAUCCAAAAGCCGUAUUGAUGAGCAGGCAUCUGAUAAUGGUAUACGAGGCGACGCGGACAACUCCUUAUGUUUAAUCAUGCGUGAUAUGAUUGAAUCGGGUCAAAUUGAAAAAAGUUGUCUACGAAUCGUUGAUUUUCGAGGGCGUCUUCCGCUUCAUUAUGCCGCUAUCCAUGGCAUAUAUCCAUUUGCCAUGGUUCUUUUGCCUGACACCCCAUUACAUAUUGAAGAGGCGUUACUUCUGAAGGAUUGCGAGGGUCACACACCCCUGAACCUGGCCGUGAUCUACGGCCAUACAGCAAUCGUCAAAUUGUUUCUACAAGCGCUCAAAAUUACCAAUCAAGCGGAUCAAAAAAUAAAGGACACUCUGGCUCACCUGUUGGGUGACAUCCUUCUAAUCGCCCUCAAGUGCCAACACGAUCACAUAGUCUCUUUAUUAUCCUGGGCACAAUCACACGUGGAUUGCCAUUCUAACCAGGGGAAAACCGCUCUUCAUGUCGCCGUUCAGAUCGGCCGAACAGACUAUGUGAAGAUAAUCCUUCAAGCAAUGUCCCACUCGAUGGCCAGCAUCGAUGUAGCCGAAACCACACGCGGCUGGACACCACUCAUUCUGGCUUGCAUAAUGGGUCACCUCGAAAUAGUCGAGAUCUUGCUACAGGCAAAGGCAAGCCAUACGAUGGUCGACCGUCGUGGUUGGACUGCAAAAGAACAUGCGGCUUUUCGAGGUCAUCUCCAUAUAGCCAAUCUGCUCCCAACGCACGAAAGUUUAGGUCCAUUUGGCGGGCCUAGCAAUUUACAACCAGACACUGUGAGCUCCAGCUUUAUGACCAAAGGUGAUGAAAGCUGUCUAGUCCUGAAUCUUGGUCCAAUGCAAACGAACAAGCAAAUGGCAGCCGUUGCGCUUAACUUUGAUCCAACAUCACAUCCCGAAAGCUUUUCGAUCGAAGUUUCUUUACCGGGUGGUCCAAGCUAUUUACUUCAAUUGCCCAUACUGGACGACGCGAGUAACCCAUUGCUAUUCCCAGUAGGAAAAUCAGCUACACCUCAAAUCAUAUUCAAACUUUUCCGCGGUGUUGGCACAGGCGGUCAAAAGGGUCCUCUUGUUGGAGGUGGCACUGCUCUUCUAGAGAACGCCUGCCAUUCCUGCACUCCUGAUCGUGAAUCCCUAAUAAGAACACGUAGCAUUUCCAUCAUGUCCAAGAAUACAUUAGACUUUAUAGGCACCGUCUCGUUCACGUAUGUUAUAGCAAAGCCCUACGCCAGCACCGGUCGCCCACCAGCGCAGCUCAUACCAAUAUCAAACUCCGUACAGCUCGUGGGCCACAGAGGCUUCGGCCAGAACACAGCAGAGCGGGACUAUCUUCAGCUAGGGGAGAAUACAGUUGAAGUAGGACAGUCCUGUCUUUCAGCGAAAACAAUGGGCGCCUCAUUGGUGGAAGUAAACGUUCAGGUAACAAGAGACCUGGUCCCGAUCAUUUAUCAUGAUUUCUCCCUGAGCGAGUCAGGAACGGAUGUGCCGAUCCAUGAUGUGAGCCUAAAUCAGUUUCUCUAUUCCGGUAAAUCUGCACUUCUAGAUGACUUGGUCCGGAGCUUGCCGAAUGAUCGAGCAUGCCAACGAAAUCCUCGCUCACAAUCGUUGACGAGAUACGACGAUAAAUUUGCCAGCGCCAAUUAUAGACUACAGCACACCGUAGACUUUAUGAAGAAAGGGUUUAAGCCUAACAGCCAGGGAACUUCCAUACAGAGUCCGUUUGCGACACUGGAAGACCUACUUAUUAAGUUGCCCAAGGAUCUUGGGUUUGUUAUUGAGCUAAAGUAUCCUAGACCGCACGAAGCUGCAGAUGCCAGUGUUGCACCUGUUGCAAUUGAGGUAAACGCAUUCAUCGAUGUAAUCCUCGACAAAAUCCACCGUUUCGGCGCCGGGAGAAAUAUUGUUCUGGCGUCAUUUACCCCUGAAAUUUGCAUUCUUCUAUCGCGUAAGGCUAGGGGGUAUCCGAUCAUGUUUAUUACCAAUGCUGGCAAACGUCCCAUAACAGAUAUGGAGAAGCGUGGAGCCAGUCUCCAGGUCGCUAUUCAAUUCGCAAGGCAGUGGAACUUUACCGGUGUCGUUCUCGCCGCAGAGACCUUUUUAUUGUGUCCGCGUCUCAUUCAAUACGUACAAAGGUCUGGGCUUCUCUGCGCUUCAUACGGACUAGUGAAUAAUGUGCCGGAAAACGCAAAGGUACAAGUUGAUGCUGGAAUUGACAUGCUCAUUGUCGAUCGUGUUGGCCUAAUUGCGAAAGCAUUAGCUUCCACUCAAGAGGUGGUGAACAGGAAUUAG